CAGUUACAUACCUACCUAUUAAAGACGUCCAAUAAUCUUGGGCUCAACCCCUCGAAACCAAGACCUUUGCGCUCGGACAAGUUUGAAACCAACAGUUAAUACCUAGCUCGAUACAAUGCGCGUGCCUCGCGCAUUCCUCUCUUUACCACCUUCGCUUCUCCUCCUGCUCGCCGCCCAGCUCCAUGCACACGCCGAUUCCAAGAUCAACAACAAAGAUGAACUCCAGACGCUUCCUACCGCCGUGCGCAAGAUGUCGCUGGAUGAAGGCGAGAAGUUUAUGCCCGAGUACUACGCCUUCGCACCUGCCGAUUUCUAUGUAGAAGGGGCCCAAGCACCAAUGAGACUCGAAGCCCGGGGGGAAGACACUCUGGUGCUGACGCCCGAGGAAGAGGCGCUCCUUAUGGGAAACAGCUCAGCUACGCUCGUGUUCAGGCCCCCGUUCCCCCGACACUAUUACUACGAGAACAACGAAGCAAGUAGUAGCAUAAGAAGUAGUGGAAAGAACAGACGGCAUGCUGAAGAUCAGCGGAGGCAAUCAAGCCUAGGCUCAUGGUCUCUCUACCGCCGGGCAAUAGAUGUAUUGGCUCGCCUUCAGGGUCGAGAUUUCAAUUGUCCUAGCGGCACACACGUCUGCUCAAACAUCAACGAGCCGAACUACUGCUGUACCGACGGGACAACAUGCUUCGUAGUCGAGAACGCGCCAGAUGCAGGAAAUGUAGGGUGUUGCCCGGACGGUCAGAAUUGCGGCGGUAGUGUCGCCCAAUGCGCGGACGGGAACACGGCUUGUCCUGCCGACGAAGGCGGCGGUUGUUGUAUUCCGGGCUUUGUAUGUGCUGACAUCGGCUGCGUGCAAACGGUUUCGUCAACAACUUCGACAACCUCAAGAAGUACAGCGAUAACGACAACGACCACCCCGACGAGUGCGAGCACGCCAACAACCUCGUCGCAAUCCACGACAUCAACACCGACAAUGACAACAACGACAUCAGAAGAGGAAUCCACCUCCGCCAGCGGCACGGGGCUCCCACCUGUGCGACCCACGAGCUCAACUCCAACUACAACGGGGAAUAGUGAUUACUGCCCAACUGGGUUCUACGCCUGUGUGGCAUCGGCAGGAUCAGGAUGCUGCCGUACAGGACGAGACUGUAGCACCACGUCCUGCCCACCCGUGGCGAGCACUACUAUUGAGACCAAUGGCGCUACAGUCGUAGUGCCUUUGACAGAUGCGCAAGUAGCGCCUACGACGACCGCGACAUGUGCCAGCGGGUGGUUUCUCUGCGGUGCCAACGCGGGUCCCGUGUCCGGAUGCUGUCCAAGCGGAUACAUGUGUGGGACAGCCAGCUGCACACUCUCUGCCGCAACCGCCACCGCGACGGUGCAGAAGGAAAUGCCUGGAAAUGCGGCUGGCGGAUGGAGGGUGAUGAGGGGAGAGGGGGUCAUGUCUCUUGCUAUCGUGGCUAUAGGUUGGCUCGUUCUCCCUUGAACUCACAGAUGAUGAGAUAGUUUUUGGAUUUGCGUUUUAUCACUUGGCCACCUUGCUUGCAUCUUCCGGCGCUGGUUUCAUUACAAUUUAGAACUCGACAUACCCCCAUCGCAUAAGCGGAUAGAAUUCUACCUUAUUCAUAUGAGCACGAAUGAGCUUACGACUUGAUUGAUUCAGAUAGAUGGACGCAUAUACACACGAUACCUAUGGACAUGUGUGAGGUAGGCGCAGACCUAGUUAUCUCGGGACUCAAGAUUUCCUUAUAUUGUCGAUCGAUUGAAAGAACUAGAUAGGUAGCCUCACAGUCAUACUGUAUAUGAUGAUUCAGUUACGCCACACCUCUCU
This is a messenger RNA of Xylaria bambusicola, 1828 nucleotides long. RefSeq lists its product as uncharacterized. Bases 116 to 1483 code for a protein of 455 amino acids. The transcript has 2 exons. The record is from RefSeq and is a predicted model, not a curated record. NCBI's taxonomy places the organism in Eukaryota, Fungi, Ascomycota, Sordariomycetes, Xylariales, Xylariaceae.